Rhodofomes roseus is the source of this 2145-nucleotide messenger RNA. RefSeq names its product aspartic peptidase domain-containing protein. The record is from RefSeq and is a predicted model, not a curated record. The transcript has 12 exons. Gene Ontology annotation, molecular function: aspartic-type endopeptidase activity. Bases 1 to 1779 code for a protein of 592 amino acids. Gene Ontology annotation, biological process: proteolysis. Lineage: Eukaryota; Fungi; Basidiomycota; Agaricomycetes; Polyporales; Fomitopsidaceae.
AUGCUCUUGGGUUCCCUUCUUUUUCUCUUCGCUGGAUCUGUUUCUGCUUUGCGGCUUCCCAUUGAGCGGCGAAGCCCGAGUCCUCGGACGACUAAUAUAGUCCUUUCUAAUCUCGCCAACUCCGGGAACACUGGCUUCACCGAUGUUGGCAACGGCCUCUAUACUGCCACUAUCCACGUCCAGGGGCAGCCUGUCCAGGUGCAAAUAGAUUCGGGUAGCUCCGAUCUGUGGAUCAACAACGACGGUACUGACCUUCAAGGUCUGACCGAUACCAACAUAUAUAGCACCACAUUUUACGGCGACGGCUCCGUAGCUGAGGGGCCAAUUGUCCUGGCCAACGUCUCACUCGGGGGCUUCACUGUCUCUGGACAAGCUCUCGUAACUGCUCCCGGCAGCAAUGCCACAAUCACAGGCGCGGAUCAAGGUCUCCUCGGUGUUGGUCUCUUCUCUUACUCAGACCUUCCGCGUAGUCCCAUGGGCUCCAGCAUCCUCGGUCAACUCAACGGAACAUCGUCCAAUGGCCUGCCUUUCCUUCAGAACGUCUUCAACACAUUACCGAAUGAUUCGAAAUAUAUGACUCUCCUUUUGUCUCGGUCAGCGAUGGGCACCAAUCAAUUCGUCCAGGGCGGCGCCCUCACUAUCGGCGAGCUCGUGAGCAACUACUCCAACAUCGUGGAAUCCCCUCGGCUGCCUGCGCCUUACAAUAAGGGGUGGUUCACCUUCUUGGACGGAAUGACCGUCAAUGGCGUCUUUCACCCGGGUAACAGUUCUGGUCUCAACGGCAAGACGGCAAACUUCACGAUACAACCGAUAGUUAACCAGAGCUUUGCCCUUUUGGACAGUGGCACGAGCCUCGCCCGGGUACCCAGGACCUAUCUGGACUACAUGUACAAGGAUCUGCCGGGCGCUGUUUUCACCGAGGAUGAUGACGGGCAGCAGUACUACACGGUCCCUUGCAAUACCAAGGUGUCAACAUUAGCUUCACCUUUAGGUACAUUUUUCUCGGCCAUCUCACUGAGCAACAUCAGCUACCCAGUCCAUCCACUUGACUCUGUCAUCGUCAACGUGAACACGAGCGGUGAGGUGACGUGCCGUGGCGCAUUCGGUGCUAGUGACGAUCCUCUGUUCACCCUGGGUGAUACGUUCAUGCACAACGUCUACACGUUGUACUACCACGGGAACGGCGCGUUGCCCAGCGCCGCUACCGACGAGUCCACUGCGCCCUACAUCCAGCUCCUUAGCUUGGUCGACCCCGACGAGGCGUUCGCGGAGUACGAUAAGGUAAACCUGCAACGCAUCGCGCAGAACGAGUACGAGAACUUCGCCGAAUUCUGGAACAUCACGAGCUCGACUCCCUUGGCUGCCGCGACGACGUACACCUGGCCCAUCGUCAACGCCACCGGCGCGUCCCUCUCGACCACCCGCAUCUCCAUCACCACGUCCGUCACAACCACGAGCGCGUCCGUCACCCUCAGCACGUCUACCGUCAGCCCGAGCACAGCAAGCGUCGACGACGUCGUAGCGGCCGCCGUCGCAAAGCCCGUCGGUACGUCCGCGUCUGCGUCACUGGCCGAGUGGACCGAGCUGAACCGCAACGUCUACGUUAUCAUCGGGCUCCUCAGCGGCGCACUAGUCCUCGGCAUCGUUUGCUUCGCACUGACUGUCGAGGAAUGUUCAGGACGCGAGUACAGCAGAGUACACCAGGAGGUCCCGCCGUUCCCGUUCAGGGAGCCCGAGGCGACGCCGCUGGCGUCAACGUACCGUGAUAGGAAACGAUGAACCGCAUAUUUAGCACGACUGCUAGUACCGCUCGUUUGAUGGGUUUUAUACAUAUGAUACACAAGGAGAGUAAUAUUUUGCAGUAGCUUUCUUGUCUGGCAUGUCUUCAACGCUGUGGAGAAGACUGGCUGAGCGAUACUGGCGACUCGUGGCGAGGGACUUAAGUAGUCAGGUCAGAUUCAGUAAUAGGCUGUUAUUCACUCCAGUGUUCCUACGGGGAUGCAGACACUCCGCCCAUGCUUCAUGCACACGUAUCACUGGGUGUCAGCAUUGAUAUGAGCAAGCAAUACGAACACCAGUCAGACCGUACGUAGCUGUAGCCAUGGAAAGGAAAUGGAUUAGAUCGCGCAUAAUGGUGCAAAUUAG